UGUCAGUCAAAAUGAUCCGAUUUAUAUGGAUUUUAACAUCGCUUAUAAAUAGCUCUUGGGCUACGGACUAUACACUAGUCCUGGAAGACUCGGAUUUGUAUGCGGAAUGCACAGAAGGACCUCCUGGGUCGAUUGGUCUACGCGAAGCCUUCGACAUGAGCAAUAUAGUGACCGACCUGGAAGAAGAUGGUCUGCAUUUGUCGGGGAAUUGCACAACAGUCUGGGAUAUACCUCGCACCGAUCGAAUUGCUGCCAGGAUGAUGGUGAUGCAAUUUGAGCGAGGUACCUGGACACCAACAGUAUUCAGCCUGUAUGCAUAUGACUUUUGUGCCGUCAUGUUCGAUCCUAAUCAAUUAUGGUUUAAAUAUUGGUUCAAAUACUUUGCAAAUCGAGAGGAGAUCAAAGAAAAGUGUGUUGGAACGAAAGAUACCGUUAUGGUAUAUAAUCCAUUUAUAUUGAAACUUUAUUUGGAGAACGUCAUAGGAUCUACUUUCCGUGGCCUUUUCAAAGCGGUGGUUACCUUUGAACCAUUCGACGAGAAUAACAUAAAGCGACCUUUUUCCUUAUGUUUCGAGGUCAGGGGCACCGCUGAGAAGGUCGAUAAGGCCUUAUUCUAAGUCUCUAAACGAUGAGAUUUCAGUGGAUAUAAUU
This is a messenger RNA of Drosophila eugracilis, 651 nucleotides long. RefSeq lists its product as uncharacterized. The transcript has 3 exons. Bases 12 to 617 code for a protein of 201 amino acids. NCBI's taxonomy places the organism in Eukaryota, Metazoa, Arthropoda, Insecta, Diptera, Drosophilidae. The record is from RefSeq and is a predicted model, not a curated record.